Paramecium tetraurelia is the source of this 2349-nucleotide messenger RNA. RefSeq lists its product as uncharacterized. The record is from RefSeq and is a predicted model, not a curated record. Gene Ontology annotation, molecular function: GTPase activator activity. NCBI's taxonomy places the organism in Eukaryota, Ciliophora, Oligohymenophorea, Peniculida, Parameciidae. Gene Ontology annotation, biological process: activation of GTPase activity. The transcript is spliced from 7 exons.
AUGGGAUAGUUGUAAUGCACUCAAGUAGAAAAACAGCCUAGUAUUAUAAAUAGACUAGAAUUGGAUUGUGAAAAACAAGUAAAUAAUAAGCAAGAUGACAGAGCGAAUUCUUUUUCUUAUGUUCAUGCUAUUGGGCUCUAUUUAAAUGUUGGAAAUAAUCCUAAACUGGAUGAAAUAUGGGAAAAUAAACUUAAUUCAUUUAAAGUGUAUGAUGAACCUCCUAGAACCUAAUCCAGUUACAGAAAUUCUCUUACCAAACCUAGGAAUAUCGAAUAGUUUUUUGCGGAAUGUCCAUUAAUAACCUAGGAUUUUGAAUAUUAUAUGUUCGUAUUUUUCAUCUAGGAGAAAUAAGAAUUUAAGUGCUAUGGAUUGAUUGGUCUUCCACAAAAGUACAGAUGGGCAUAUUGGAAGGUUAUCACAUUAUAAAAGGAUAUCAUGCACAAAAAGAUGGAUAAUCAAAUAACUAAUGCAUUAUAUCAUAUAUAGAAAGACAUAAAUAGAACAUUAAUUAGCGAAUUGUUCAAAGAAGGUUCUGUAAUAGAGAAAUUGGAUUAUGUUCUCACCAAUUUAGCUCGUUUAUGUCCUCAAGUAGGAUAUUGUUAGGGCAUGAACUACAUAGCAGCUUUGUUUUUGAUGGUCUCAGGUGCCAAAGAAUAAGAAACUGUUUGCGUUUUUGGUUAACUACUUGAUUCUUCUUUCUACAUGUUCAAUCUACUAUUUAAGGAGGAUCUCCCAUUGCUCUUCAUUAUAGAAGAAAUCAUUAUGAAAUUGAUGUAAAAGUAAAUGCCGAAGGUGUAUAACCAUUUUACAACUUGUAAUAUUUCCCCUUCGAUUUGGAUCAGUAAGAUUUUGUUGAGUGGAUUUGUAUACCUGUUUGAUUUAUUGGACUGUGUUUUGUUGUGGGAUUACAUUUUUAUCAAGGGCACUGUUCUAGGAUACACAGAUCUGAUAUUGGCAAUGGUUACUAUCUUUUAAGAUCAGUUAUUGACUAAAGAUGAGGCAGAACUUUCAAUAUUUUUUAAUUUUCAGGAUUAAAAAGUAAAAUGUGCAGAGAAGAUCAUUAAACAAGCCUUAAAAAAACCAAUUUAAGAGAAGGAAAUCAGAGAGAUCAUGAAAAAAACAAAUAAAAAAUUAGAAUUAGUUGAAUUAUUUAAGUUGUUUGGCAAAGAUGAAUUUGAGCAACAGUAUAAGAAAUACUCCAAAGUGAUUAAAAAUUUUGUUAAUUGUCUUAGAAUAAAAUAAUAAUUAAAUUUAUGUAAUAUAAAUAAUAUAAAGAAUGUAGAUUAUGUUAGAGUUCUUUAUCAAGUAUGGAAUUUAAGAAUAAAUAGGUAUUAUAAUGCCUUUCAUUUCUAUUUCGCCAAACCGAUAUCAGAAAUAUUGGCCAAUUUGCAAAUUGAUCAUGUUAUUUUAUUUAAGGAUUUGUUGUACUUCAAUGAUGAUAACGACUAUUUAACAAAAUGUUACGAUAAAUUGGACUAGAAAUAAAUAAUGAGCAAACUUUAAUUCAAGAUUCCAAUACCCAAUUUGUUAAUCGUGACAGCACAUCAAAUUCUAUAGAAGCGAAACAAUAAACUGCAAAAAUUACAAAAAUAACCUGUUCACAAUGUGGCAGCCACCAAUAAAUAUCAAAUUUUAUUCAAUACCACUUAAAAUAUUGAUUUAUCAUCUGAAAUUGAAGAAUAUGAAAAUAGAUUAAUAAGUUGGGAAACUUCAGAGCAUAAUAUUUACUCUACUUCUAACGUGUCUAAUAAUUAGAUUAAACCAAUUACACAAAGACUAUAGAGUAUUCUUAAUAAAUCCAAUUCCGUUCAUUAGUUACAUUAUUAAUAAAAUGAUAAGGAUAUUUCUAUGGUAUUCAGAGAUAUUAACAAAUUCACUAAUCGAUAACUAAUGAAAAUAUCACCUAAACAGAUGGUUAAUAAAAAGAGUGUUAAAAAUAAUGGAAAAUCCAAAAAUUAAUCUAAAAAUACAAAUGUGAUCGUUCCUAAACUAAGAAUUCCCAAAAUCAUUGAUAACAAAGUCAAUUUUCAAUAACUGUUGAACCAAUAUGAUUAGAUUAUGUAAUAGAGAUAUUGUUAAACUGAAAGACAAUCGAAAAGUGACAAAUAAUAAACAAAUAAAGGGCAAUUAUAUAACAAAUAGUAAUAAUCAAUUUAUUCUGUACCAAGUUCUUCUAAUUUUCCAGGAAAAGGAUUAAGUACAUGUUCUGCUUCACUCUUAUUGAAGUCACUGUCAAAAAUGUCUAUGGACAAGUCCCCAAUGACAUCAAGAAGAUUAGAAAUAAAGUAGAAUCUUACAAAUUUGAUAAAAUAACAGGAAAGAGAUAUGGGAUUUUAUACCUAAAGAUGA